Messenger RNA from Ziziphus jujuba (common jujube), 1572 nucleotides. RefSeq names its product protein EXORDIUM-like 6. The coding region runs from base 436 to 1401 and encodes 321 amino acids. The transcript has a single exon. The record is from RefSeq and is a predicted model, not a curated record. NCBI's taxonomy places the organism in Eukaryota, Viridiplantae, Streptophyta, Magnoliopsida, Rosales, Rhamnaceae.
GCGUAAGCCAACCUCUCUGCCAUUCUAAUAUUUUUAGCUUGUAUUCAUGAAAAGAAAUGCGAACACGCAUGGAAUGCUAUUAUAGGACAGAGCCAAGAAAAUGGACAUACGUUGACUAUUUCUUGCAUUGAAUAUUGAUGGUCAUCACUAAAUAUGACCGGGAAAACAUGUAGCGGUCAAUGGGCAACCGAAAAUUCCAAUCCAAGCGUCAAAUUGUAAGGCAGAGGAUAUGUGGUGUGUGGUGUGUGGUGUGUGGCGUGGGCGUGAGAGCUUGGCCUGCUUUGUCGGAGUGGUAUAUGCUGAUACAAGGGGGGUAUAAAUAAGAGUGCAUAGCAAUGAUGGAAAAGCGGUAGAAGAAGAUUUUACAUUUGGGACAAAGACCCAAAAAGGAAAUAAAAUAAAAAAUAAAUAAAAAAUAAAAAAGGUGAAUAACAAAUGGCGUCUUCUCUACCAAAGCGCCUUGUAAUACUAGUUGCAAUCACAUUGCUGCUGCUGCUAUCGAGCGAAAUGGCAAUGGCAAAGGGCAAAGGCAAGGGCAAGGGCAAGGGCAAGGGCAAGAAUUCCAACGACGUCCUCACCUACCACGGAGGGCCCCUCCUCACCGGAACCAUCAACCUUUCCGUCCUCUACUACGGCCAAGUCGGACACGUCCAGAAGAAGCAGAUUCGGGCCUUCAUCAAGUCUCUCAACUCCGAUAAAGGAGGCCAGCAGCCCAGCGUGGGUUCCUGGUGGAGAAUGGUGGAGAGCUACCAGUCCAUGGCUAACAAGGGCCUCAAAAACAACAUCCCAAGAAUCACGGUGCGCGUGGCCAGAGCUAUCACCGACACUUCCUACUCCGCAGGCAAAAUCAUGACCAUGGACUUUGUGAAGUUGCUGGUCGACAAGGCCACGGGCGGAAAGCCCAACACGCUGGCGGUCAUCUUCACCGACAGGCAGGUGACGGUGCAGGACAUGUGCACGGGGAGGUGCGCGCAGCAUGGAGUGGUGGGGAACCAGCCGUUCGUGCUGGUGGGGAAUCCGGAGACGGAGUGCCCCGACGCUUGCGCGUGGCCGUUCGUGAAAGCCAGCAGCGGGCCCACAGGGGUAAUACUGCAGCCACCAAGCGGCAACCUCGGGGCGGACGCCAUGGUAUUGUCGCUAGCUGCGGGGUUGGCGGAUGCGGUGACCAAUCCAUUGGGCGACGGGAUCUACAUGAUGGGUGCCAGACAUGAGGGACAAGUGGGACCCGUCACCGCUUGCAGGGACAUCUUCGGAAGCGGCGCCUUCCCCGGCUACACCGGUAAGGUCCGGGUCGACCCCAAAACUGGAGGUGCUUUCAACUUUCAUGGCGUCAAGGGCAACAAGUUCUUGCUGCCUGCCGUUUGGAACCCCGCUACUAGGCAAUGCUGGACUCCUCUUUGAUUUUUUUCUUCUUUUUUUUUUUUUUUCAUUUUCUUUUUCUUUCUUCUUUUUCCAACGACGACUACUUCUUUAAUUUUUUAUUUUUUUCCCCAUUCCAUCUAACUCGCUCUGUGUUUGUUUACUCGAGCCGCGCCAUCAUCUAUUUUAAUCCAAUCUCGCCACUUUACCGCC